AUGUCGCUGCUCGCAGUUGGAACGUUUAACACCAACGAGCUCUUCACCAUCAGGUUCGAUCCUGAAAAGGAGAGUCUUGAGCUGCUCAACAUCUCUGAAGCUAAGGGGAACCACUCGUGGCUGUCGACGGCUACUCUCCCCAAGCCUGGGAAGAAUGGCGUCGCUGCAAAUGCUGUGCCGACUCACCUGUAUGCUACCUGCUGGACUCAACCUCCAAGUGUGGCUGCCUACCGGAUUCAUCGCGCUGAUGCUGGGAGCAACGCUAGCUUCGAGUUGCUUAACACGGCCGAAACUGCUGCUAGGUCGGGCUACGUGUACGUCGGCUUUCCCGAGCGAGGUCGACAUCCUGUGCUGUACACGUGUGGAGGGCCAACGGGUGAGGUGAUCGGAAUCAAUGCUGAUACAGGCGCGUUUGACUUGGCUGGAACCAAACAUGACUCGAUCAUUGCGCGGGAGGCACCUUCGGAUGGCAUCACAGGCGCCGGAUCGGCCGGGCGCAUCCAAGAAAUCGACUUUGUAACCGGCGAAUGUUCCUUGCCUGGAAAAACGCUCUCUCAGUCCAGAGAAAUCAAACGGAAAGCAGUGCUGGCAAACUCGAGCAAGAGCGACGAAAGUACAGCGACCACCAAGCUCGAUGCUUCAGGUGGAAAAAAUGCUAUGGAUUUUGGUGGUCUUCGUCAUGGCUCCCACGGCAUCGACUUGUCCCCGGAUGGAAGCGUCUGCUAUGUUCCUGACAUUGGUCGAAACUGCAUCUGGACUAUGAAUGUUGACCCUGACAGCGGUGCGCUGAUUCUCGGCGAGAAGAGCAUGGCGCCACGAAGUAACGACGGCCCGCGUCAUACCCUUUCACACCCCGAUGGGCGCUACAUCUACAGCUUGCAAGAGCACAGCUCCAUGGUCGAUGUUUUUGAACUGAUUAAAGAUGCAAAGGGUACACGCCUGGAAUGGAGGCAAGGCGUCAAAAUUAUCCCUCAAAGCGAUGACGAGAGCUUGUACUGGGCAGACGAGGUUCGACUCUCUUGUUCAGUGCCGAACCUGGACGGGGAAUACCCGCGAUACAUGUUUGCAUCUACGCGAGGUCUUGCUUCCAGCACCCAAGGGUGGGUCGCUGUCUUUCAGCUCGACAAGAGUGGCUUGGUGGUAUCACAAGAUCGCGAUGCCAAGAGCGAGCUUGGCGAUGCGCUGUGUCUGUGGCAGACACCCACAUCAGGUGGAUGGGCAAAUGCAAUUGAACCGUCUCCCACUUUGCUCUGUGGGAACAGGGGAAAAGUGCAGUAUGCUGCUCUCACAGAUAGCGAAGUGGGCCAGGUGCGCAUGCUGCGUCUUGAUGUGGAUGAUGCUACUCGACCAAAUCAACACUCAGUCACUGAGGUUGCUACUCUGUGUCUCGGCAAUGAUGCUCACGGAAGACUCAGGGAGGCUGCCACUGCGGUCUGGAUUUGA
This is a messenger RNA of Mycosarcoma maydis (corn smut), 1443 nucleotides long. RefSeq lists its product as uncharacterized. The coding region runs from base 1 to 1443 and encodes 480 amino acids. The record is from RefSeq and is a predicted model, not a curated record. The transcript has a single exon. Lineage: Eukaryota; Fungi; Basidiomycota; Ustilaginomycetes; Ustilaginales. Gene Ontology annotation, molecular function: 6-phosphogluconolactonase activity; protein binding.